UACAGGAUUUUCUAUGUGUCCCAUGACUCCCGUGAGCUGAAGAUCUUCAGCUACAUUGCCCGGGAUGGAUCCAGCAGCUCCUUCCGAUGCAACGUGUUCAAAACAAAGAAGAAGGCCCAGGCAGUGUGCAUCGUGCGGACGCUGGGCCAAGCCUUCGAGGUGUGUCACCAGCUGAGUCUGCAGCGAACCCAGCAGCAGGGCGAGAACCAGGCUGACAGGGAGAGCGAGGAGGCGUCGACAGAGGGUCAUCAGUGGACUAGAGGGGAAAAUGAUGAAAAAAACGGAACAGAGAAGAAGCUUCUUAAAGUGGUGAUUGGAGAGGAUCCUGGGAUCCUGGAGGCUGAGUCCAGCUAUGUCCUUAAAGGCUGGGAUUUACAGGAUAGCGAGCGGGAUCUGCUGAGCAUGGAGGGGGCCCUGUGUUCCCUGUCUCCCAGUGACCCUGCAGCCUCCACUCACCUUUCACUGUCCAGCCAGCACCACCUGCAUCUUCUCCAGCACCAGCUCCUCCAGCAGCAAACUCAGACGCAUGUGGCCCUUGCCCAGGUGCAUCUCCUCCAAGGACAGCUGGCUGCUGAGGCUGCUGCCCGGCUGGAGUCUGAAAGCCAGAUACAGCAGCUCCAGCUCCAUAACAGGGAGCUGCUCCAGCAUGUGACACUGUUGGUCAAGCAGCUCAGAGACCUGGAACGCAGAGUCCCCGAUACCAUCCAGGAUGGAGGGAUCUCCAGAUGGGGGUCUGCAGGGUCUCUCAUCCUAAGAAACCACGGCCUAGAGAACUAUGAGGCCGUCCCCUCCACCGGCCUGGUGGAGGACCCCACAAGCCCCUCAGCACCAGCGGCCCUGGCAGAGUCCUACCUCAGUCUGCUCAGUCUGGAGAACAAGGCCCAGACAGUGGCCAGGAGAGCAGAUACCGACCCGGUGGGUUUGGGGGGCAGGCAGGACACAGAUACCCCUGGUGCUGCAGGAAAUGAGACGGUCCGGAUGAACUCCCGCACCAUUAGAAGAGUGACUGAAUGGUUUCACCACACUGUCCCUAAGCUGAAUCCUCCUCCUCCCAUCAUGAACCGCAAGCGGGCAAGCAAAUUAAACUUUUUGGGCCGAGCAAAAUCUACUUCCAAGACUGUAGCCAUCGAAAUGGAGGAGAGGGUGCACCUGCAGGACAUGAAGCCCUGUGAUGCGUCCUCCCUCGGAAACAGUGAGAGCGAAUCCUGCUCAACCAGCGAGGAUUCUGGGGUGGUGAGGAGCGAGAAGUGCCCCCACUCGCCCCAACAUGUGGGGCCCUUUGAGAACCAGGGGCCGUCCCUGUCUGCCGCCAGCAGCUGCAGCGGCCGGCUGGAAGACCCUGGUGCAUUUAGGAGUGCCUCAGUCCCCCUUCUUCCCCCAAGUUCUGUCGUCACCCCUGGAGGCCCUGCAAGCCCAUCGUCACUCUAUUCCUUGGCUCACAAGACCUGUCUCCACAUCAGCUUGUCAGAGGAUGAGCUGAUGCAUGCCAAGGCACUGGAUUUCAGCAUCAGUAGCCGGAAGUAGCCGCCAUGGAGAGAUCUGAUCCAGGAUUCUUUUACACUCACUAACCAGAAGUCCUACACUGUAUGGGAGACUCAGGCGCUAGUACAAGACUCCUUAUACAAUCCAUUUUUAUAAACUGACUUUUAUAUCUAAAGCCCUUAAUAUGAUGUACAUUCAUGAAGUUAAUGUAUAGUGUAAGAUAAGAUUAAUAUGCAGUUCUUGCCAAUGCUGCCCAGAAAUGUUUGGACUUUAUCCUGUACAGCAGUCAUUCACAGCAUUUCUUGGGCAGUAUGUGGCCAUGAAGGCCUAAUUGCAAAGCGGAUAUCAUUAUUGUUAUCAAAAAAAAACAAGCAGCACCCUAUAUAAGCAAUGUCCUCCAUAACAAAUGCUUUGAAUUAAAACAAUUUGUAGCUAGCUUUCAAUAACACGUUGCCCUAGGAAACACAUGGGCCUCUGACAGAUGCAUCGAUGCUGACAGGCAAUCUGUUAUGGUGCCAGUUACAUGAGGUUAUUGCUUAAUUCGUAUGGAUGGAUGGUUGUUAAUUUAAUAUUUGAGGAAUAGUAGUGGUCAGAAAGUUGAGGCAAAGCUGCAUCUUGGGGAGGAUAAAAGAAUAAGGAAAGUAAGGUCAGAGAAGGUAGUGAGAGUAUGGGGGGAGAGAGAAGAUUAUGGUCUUUCAGAGAGAGAAGGUAAGUUAAACUUCAGGUUAGUCCUAUGGUGAGAUUAAGAAUUCAAGGUAAGGAAACAAAGUAGCAGUUUUGCUGGUGAGUUGCUCAGCAGCUGCACCUCUGUACCUCUGAUCAGAAGGCUGCUGAAUCAAGUCUCGGCAGAAUAGUCACAUGUCUUUGGGCCCUUAAGCAAGGCCUUCAAUCUCCAGCUCCCUGGGUGCCGCCUGCUGGCUGCCCCCUUUCCCUGUGACCCCCAAACUUGCUCUCACCUGUACGGAGAGCAAGGUGAGGCAAAAGAGAAUUUCCCCGCUGGGAUUAAUAAAGUAUCACUUUUCUAA
Molecule: messenger RNA, 2507 nt
Organism: Paramormyrops kingsleyae
Lineage: Eukaryota; Metazoa; Chordata; Actinopteri; Osteoglossiformes; Mormyridae
Source: RefSeq, a predicted model, not a curated record